UCCCCGGAGUCACGUGGUCCGGGCGGGUUAAAGGGCAGGGGGUCCUGCUCGCUCGGUUUCUGACCGGAAUGGAGAGCCGCAUCAUUACCCCGGGGCCCUAUAGGGCCACCAAACUGUGGAAUGAAGUCACAAAGUUCUUUCGGGCAGGGAUGCCUUUAAAGAAACACCGGGUACACUUCAAAUUGUAUGCAAAUUGUUUCACCGCAUCGGAGGCCAUCGACUGGCUCCACCAUCUUUUGAAGAGCAACAGUAACUUUGGAGCAGAAGUGACCCGACAGCAGACUAUCCAACUGCUGAGGAAGUUCUUGAAGAACCAUGUUAUUGAAGAUCUCAAGGGAAGAUGGGGCUCGGAGGAUCUGGAUGACAAUAAUGCUCUUUACAGAUUUCCUUCUACAUCCCCAGUAAAACCAGUCCCGAAUCGUCAUCCAUUGUGGAAGAGAAGCAGUUUAGAAAAUGUAUUCAAAGAGAGAGAGAAUCUAUUCAAGCUGCCACAUUUCUCAAGGAGAACCCCUAAAAAGCCAGACUUUAAGGUCGAGCAAGAAAAUGACGUGUGCGAGACGGAGGAGGAUUUUGUAAAUGAUGGCCCUAAAGAGCUGAGCAAAAAGGACAUAGAAGAAAUCUGGGGAAACAUUACUCUGAUACACCUUCAGAAAAUCUUGGCCCUGCCAUCCUUGGAAGAAGUGUUAAAUCCAGCUCAAAUAAACCCCAACCAUAUUAUGUACAACAUGACACACACCAGCAAACAUGGCGUUGUUGUCCUUGAAGAAAAGACAGAUGAUCUUCCCCAUUGGGUGUUAUCUGCUAUGAAAUGCCUUGCAAACUGGCCACGGAAUAAUGACAUGAGCCAGGCAACCUAUGUUGGGUUUGAACGUGACGUCUUCAGAACUGUUGCUGAUUAUUUCCUGGGUCUCCCCGAACCCCUCCUUACAUUUGAGUAUUAUGAGCUUUUUGUUAAUAUAUUGGUUGUCUGUGGCUACAUAACGGUUCCUAACAGGCUUAAUGAAAAGCAUACACUCCAGAAAAACAGGUCUUCUCAGCAACACUCCAAAAUGCUACAUUCAAACCACGCUAACUUUAAGUCCACCGAAUGCCUGCUUUUAAGUUUGCUGCGCAAAGUGCCCAAUGAAGAAGAGGAAGAGGAAGAUGAUCAAAGUUUUGGAGAAAUUGCCAGGGAACAAAAAAUAGGAGCACAUACACACUUGUCCAAUUCGAUCUGCAGAAAUCAAAAGGACGGCAAGCUUGUCGGAGGCAGUUGCCAAAAUCUUUCUUUCCCUCAGAAUGGCAUGGAUGCACCAAGCAAAAUGAAAGCACGGAGCUGUUCUAUGGAACCAAUCCUUGAUCUGGAUUCCGAAAUCAGUGGCCAACACUCUCCUGAUAGUACCGCUGUGCCCUCCAAAAAUAAAUCUGAAUCUAUCAAUUUCCUUCCAUCUAAUUACAACAAGCAGAGACCUUCUGACUGCAGGACUAGCUUUGAUGAUUCCCAUAAUCGACUGAGAUCCAGAAGGCUUUCUAGAUCACACAGCAUGGGUGAUGAUCUUGAGUCUUGUUCUAGCAUAAAUACACCCGUUGCUGAGAUCACAGUCCGACCUGGGCAAUACAGGACACAAAAGCGGUUGCCUUCUCUUACAGAAAGCGAAUCUAUGGAUCUGGGGAUCACUGUAACCAAAAGAUUGUGUCAGAGCUCAAUGGAACUCUCUAACAGCACUGUUCCCACAAACUCUUCCCAAAACUGCCCAAGCACGCAAAGAUUGCUGCAGCCUCAUUUAGAGAGGGUUGCAAUCGAGGCCCUCCAGCUCUGUUGUUUGCUUCUUCCACCUGCAAACCGAAGAAAACUUCAGCUGCUUAUGCGAAUGAUUUCACGUAUGAGUCAGAACGUGGACAUGCCACGGCUUCAUGAUGCCAUGGGAACCAGAUCCCUUAUGAUCCAAACUUUCUCCCGCUGUGUGUUGUGCUGUGCUGAGGAGGUGGAUCUGGAUGAAUUACUUGCUACGAGAUUGGUUUCUUUCCUUCUUGAUCAUCACCAAGAUGUCCUUCAAGUUCCAUGUUACCUACAGACUGCUGUUCUCGAUCACAUGCAGUAUCUACGCCGGGCACAUGUGAAGGUUGCAGAUGGCGUACCUGCCUACUAUUUUUGUAAGCAGAUCAGUAAACAAGAAUUUGAGGCUCAGAGACUUACCACAUCACAAGCUGCCAUUGAAGAACUUCUAGAGAACAUUAUUAAGGACCGAAAUCUGUCUGUUAAAGACAAAAAGAAAAAGCUCAGACAGUUCCAGAAAGAAUAUCCUGAGAUCUAUCGCAGCCGUUUCCCAACCACAGAAAGUGAAGCUAAACUCUUUGAACACAAACCUACAAUCAAGCAACCAAUGUUGGUUUUGAAGAAGCCAAAGUUCCAUAGCAUAAGAUACUGACCUGCGCACUCACCAGGAUACCAGAGUUGUUUUGACUUUGCUUGAUGGCAAAUAUUUUUUUACAAUUCAAACCUUAAGGAAUAUUACAAGCCAUAUGAGGAAUAGAACAUUCCACCCUAGAAUUACCUUUUUAUAUUUGACAAAUUAAGUUUGUGUUUUUGGAAUUAUUUCCUUGUUUUUACAUUUUAAGGAAAUUGCAUUUUCCUAAAAACGAGGAUGCAAAUGGCAAGCUGUUAACAAGAUGCCUUUGAGUAGGAGUACCAGAAUGUCUGUCUGAAACUUGUGCCCUUCAUAUGUGUUUAUUGAGGAUUAGUUCCCCCCCCCCUUCCCCUAAACAAGUUACCUUCUGACCUGGUUUUAUUUUAUUUAUUAUUUUUGUAUAGUGUGCCCUUUUCACUCAAAUGGGGAAAGUACGGAUCUACCUCGCUGAUGAUGGAGGUUUUUGAAGGGUGUUUUUACAGCACCUGAAAAAUAAAUCAUGUGAUUAUGAGCUCCUGUCCAUGUCUAACCUUAUCUCCUUUUUUAUUUUUAUAUAAAAUUAAAAAUAUAUAGUAAUCCUCCCCACCCCUAAAUAUUUUGCUAAGAAAACUGGAUCAGGGUGUUUUAAUUUAAAAUAAUUUUUGUCCUUCGAUAGCCUUCUGAACAGGUUAUGUAUACACCAGCAACCAACUUAAAGGAUCACUAUAGUGCCCUGAGGGUGCCCCCACCCUCAUGGCCCCCCUCCCGCCGGGCUGAAGUUGGAGGAAGGGGUUAAACACUUGCCUUUCUCCAGCGCCGGGCUCCCUUGGCGCUGGGGACUCUCCUCCUCCUUUGGAAGUCAUCGACUG
This is a messenger RNA of Pelobates fuscus (common spadefoot toad), 3235 nucleotides long. RefSeq names its product DEP domain containing 1 (gene DEPDC1). The transcript is spliced from 12 exons. The record is from RefSeq and is a predicted model, not a curated record. The coding region runs from base 69 to 2408 and encodes 779 amino acids. Gene Ontology annotation, cellular component: nucleus; transcription repressor complex. Gene Ontology annotation, biological process: intracellular signal transduction. NCBI's taxonomy places the organism in Eukaryota, Metazoa, Chordata, Amphibia, Anura, Pelobatidae.